Molecule: messenger RNA, 3560 nt
Organism: Hydractinia symbiolongicarpus
Lineage: Eukaryota; Metazoa; Cnidaria; Hydrozoa; Anthoathecata; Hydractiniidae
Product: dentin sialophosphoprotein-like
Exons: 3
Coding region: 1114-3447 (777 amino acids)
Molecular function (GO): protein binding
Source: RefSeq, a predicted model, not a curated record
AAAAAAGUUAAGAAACACACCUAUAUGAAAAGCCACUACUGGAAAUGGAUAAACUUGAGAAGUGGUAAACAUGUUAAAACCCGGGGAUGCUUUUUUUGUUUUUUUUUGUUUGAGACUUUUGCAGCCUGAUUGGCUCUAUUUUAUUCAUAUAGUAAGAACACAACUCCAUAAUUCGGCCUAUUUUGUUCCUAUUAAUGAAUUUUGUUUCUUAUAUGUUUACACAAAAAAUGGGUGUUUUUGUUUCUAACUGUUAUAUUAUGUUUAUUAUUAAUCCAGUCAAGACAAGUAUUUUUACACUGUAUUUGUGAGUGAGAAAAGAAGUGAUCGUAAAAAAAACAAUUAUCAUUAGCUAGAGAAAGAAUUACAAGAGAAUUUACGUCUUGGGUUUUUGUUAUUUCAUGGCAGGAUUCAGACUAGUGUUGUUCUUAGUUUAAGCAAUGAUUGGAACCUGUAGUGAUUUUCUAAGGCUCUGUUCUUAUAAAAUUGUUCUUAUAAAAAAGCGUGUAUAUGUUCUUUUAUAUAGGAAAAAAGAAAACUCUCCAUAUAUUUUCCUACAAUAUUACUGAAAAAUAAGAACAAAAUAAGAACAAUGGCAAGGCUAAAAUUUUAUGGAUUUUGCGAAACGUAUUUUUCAGGAAAAAUGAGAAAAUCAAUAGAAUUUCAGGCUUAUUGUUCUUACUGUUUCACUUUUAGACAUUCCCAAUCUAAUUGUUCUCAUACAAAUUUUUCUUUUAUAAAAAAUAAUGCACACAAACCCAGUCUCAAAUAAUGGUUACUCAAAAAUUAACACCAUCUUUAGACAGCCCUUCCUCUGUGAAUAGCCACUUUGUUUUAACUUAGUUUUAAUUGCACGUCUGUUGUGUAUAGACACUUAAAUAACAUAGCACCUCGUUGCCAUAAGGCCCACCCACCCGUAACGUGUUUAACCAAUCUUAGGGAUCUGAAUUUGAAGUUGUUUAUUUGUAGUUAUUUAGGACUUUGUUAUCAAGUUCUUAACAUAUGUUAAUUUUAUUAGGAUAUAAACAUAAAUUCGACACAGGUAGCUUAUAAUUAUAUGAUACAUACACCGUAUUGUGAAUAAUCGCUUUGGUAAUUGAAACAAGGCCUUAACAAAUGGUUGAUUUAAUUUAUCACGUUCCCUGCUAUCUGUCAUAUGAUAUUUUGAGAAUGAGAUCUGCUCCGACGUCGCCGUUAUCCAGUAGAUCCAACCGAUCGGAAUGGUUCCGUCAGUCCGUUUUAUUCUGGAAUAGACAGGCCGGACGAAACGACACUGUCGAUAACAACGACUGUAAGUUGAAGCCUUCUUUACCACCAUCUCUGUCGCCGUCACAAGUUUCGUUUUCCAGUGAUACAUCGUCAUCUCACGAACGCUCGACGCUUAAAGACAGCGAAUCGAGUAUAAUUUUUGACGCGGAAGAACUGUUACGGCAAGUGGAAGAACUGGAAAACUGUUUUAAAAAAUCUAACAAACAAUACGACCAAACGAAUGACGAAACUGAUUCUCCUCACAUGACGUUAGAAUUUCCCAAUGGUAGUCAUAUUAAAAACAACCCUCUCUAUAUAACAGCCACGAUGGAAAAUAAUCGUUGCCAAACUUUUAACAAUACAAGUAAAUCCUCAUACAAUACGCCAUGUGGUGAGGUUGAUAACAAAGUUAUAAGUAAAAACAUUGUUUGCAAAGCUGAAAACAUUUCUUCUCAGGAUCGCACGAUGAAUAAUUUAAGUUCACGACGUGAGAGAAACCUUAUAGACAGCAUACAAAGUGUUCAAAAUACGUUGUUAGAAUUGUCGGAAGAAAUUCACACGUCAAAACAUAAACACGCUGAAAAACACGAUCGCGAUGCAAACGACGUUAUGAGAAACUUGCUGUCGGAAAUCAAACCACCCGACGAUAUAGAAAACACGUCAUUUCAUGAUGGGAUGUCGUCAUCUUUUAAUCUUGAUUUUAAUGAUUUAGAAGACUCGAGUGAAUUCCAGCUGAGAAGCGAAGUGUUGUUGAAGCAAAUUGAUGAUCUGAUUAAAAUUGAGCAUGAAAGCAGAGAGGCGCCCGUGGCGCAAUUUCCAAUUCAAAGUAAAACAAAGACUGCAGUAAAACACCAACGAGAGAGGGUCGAUUCUGGUCUGCAUAGUACAAGCUCGGCUUCCACUUCCCCUUACCCUUCGCCUGUUACGAAGAGGUCUGUGGAUCAUUCUUACUCUACCCGUAGCUCGGAUUCAGGUUAUAAUGAGAAAAGAAGAACUGCUUACUCAGCAAAAUUUGAAACACUUAAAGAAUUUAGCGAUAAUGUAUUCCAUGAUGAUAGCGAUUUUAGUAGUGACUGGAGUCCUAUCUCAACACUUGACUCCGUUUCGUCCUCCACUCACCGCGAUCGUUCUAACAGUUUACCACGAACGAAUAUCUGCAAGGGAAAAUCUCCACGCGAGCGCAUGAGUGCUGGUCAAACAAAAGACAAUGCUAUAAGUAACUCGCAUUUGUAUAAUGAAAGUGAACUUCACGCAAUUAGAAAAUAUCUUUCUCUUACUGGUCACCUUGGCAAAGAGAAUACCAAAGUGGAUAUUGCUGCUAGUUUGGAGGAGCUGUCCUUACUACCAAGCAUCAAAGAAUCGAUAGAAAAACAACGUAGAGAAUUAAAUGAACAGCGUUUAAAACAAGAUGAAUUCCUCCAUCAAAUGGGAGAUAUGUUACUUGAAAUCGUUACCUUAAAGGAAGAUCAUAGCUCAGUUCGGACAAAACAAGCAAAAGCGCUUGCCUUAUUAAAAAGACAACUCGAUCUAGUUAAAAAAUCUCACCUAAAAGACCAUGAUGACGUAAUUAAUAGAGUCAACAAUUUACACGAAAAGUUGAACAAUUCUUUUAAUUUUUCAAACGAAUAUUUAACGGACACUUCGUCGCCUCGAUUAGGUUCACCGCAAACAACUUCGGUAAUAUUUCCACAACCAACUGCACACAAUUACGGGCAAGUGAUUUGGAAAAUAUCUGAUGUUAUGAAAAGAUUGACACGAAUUAAAGCAGGACUGGCUGAUAGUGCGUUAGUUAGUCAACCUUUUCAGACUAGCGAAUACGGUUACAAAAUGAAUAGCUGGUUAUACUUAAAUGGGCGAGGUAAAAUGGUAGGAAAAUAUAUUUCACUCUACGUAUGCGUUCUUGUCGGCGAUUAUGAUGCCAUUUUGCCGUGGCCGAUACGACCGACUUACAAGUUUACAUUAAUCGACCAGCAAAGCGAGGUUAUUAAAAAACACGACCAUGUAAAAAUUCGACGCGUCACUGAUAUCGCCGGAAGAGGAGCGAAUGUUAUAGCACAAACUGGGGGAAUUCCUCGACCCAAUGCUGGUACAAAGGCAUUAAUAGUAGGUUUUGACGAUUUUGUCGCGCAUGAGCAGUUGUUGGAACACAGAUAUAUGGCUGAUGAUGUACUCUUCUUAAAAAUCGAAGCCAGUGUUGUUUAGUAAGGAAAAUAUAAUGUAGAUAAAUAUUAUUUUUACACAGUUGCAUGUGAUGAAUUAUACAUCUUGUUAUAAAGGUUUGUUCUAUGAAUUACAAUAUAUAAAUUGUUUCAGAA